This is a messenger RNA of Macrosiphum euphorbiae (potato aphid), 561 nucleotides long. NCBI's taxonomy places the organism in Eukaryota, Metazoa, Arthropoda, Insecta, Hemiptera, Aphididae. The record is from the annotation of a GenBank genome assembly.
AUGGUUUCUAUUUCUAAAACAUUUUUACCAUUAAACACACAAGGAGGAAAUAACCAAAUGCCUGUAAUCGGAUUUGGUACAUACACAAUUAGCGAUGAAAAAAUAAUAUUGAAUGUCUUGGAUGUGGCACUUGGCGCUGGCUAUCGUCUAAUUGAUACAGCAGCAGUGUAUAACAAUGAGCAAUAUAUCAAAGAAGCACUUAAAGUGUUAUUACCAAAGUAUCAUCUGAAGCGUGAAGAUUUGUUUAUUACAUCAAAAUUAGCUCCCAAAGACCAUGGAGAUGAGAAGCAAGUAACAGCUGCUGUGCAAAGGUCAUUGGAUAAUCUAGGUACCAGUUACUUGGAUUUAUAUUUAAUACACUGGCCAGGAGCUGGGCGUAUUGAUGCAAAGAGUCCUGAAAAUUCUAAGCUUCGUAACUUAACUUGGAAGACUCUUAUGAAGUUGCAUGACAAUGGCAAUGGUUCACUUAAGAAUAUUGGGGUAUCUAAUUAUACCGUAAAACAUAUAAAAGAAAUGCUCGCCGAUCCAACUAAUAUUGUUCCCGCUGUUAAUCAGAGUUAG